Molecule: messenger RNA, 3156 nt
Organism: Nyctereutes procyonoides (raccoon dog)
Lineage: Eukaryota; Metazoa; Chordata; Mammalia; Carnivora; Canidae
Gene: BCL2L12
Product: BCL2 like 12
Exons: 7
Coding region: 136-855 (239 amino acids)
Biological process (GO): regulation of apoptotic process
Source: RefSeq, a predicted model, not a curated record
CGCUCCGCCCCUCCCACUACGGGGCUGACACCAACCCGGCCCAGUGCGCAGGCGCGGGAAAGUUGCACUAAUAAAAGUUUACUCAAGUUCGGUGAAGGAGAGGGGGCCGGCGGCUCCCCGGCCCCAGGUGCCCCCAUGGCAGGCUCAGAAGACCUGGGGCUCCGGGAGGACACGCUGAGAGUCCUAGCUGCCUUCUUUAGGCGAGGUGAGGCUGCUGGGUCCCCCAGCCCUACCCCACCCAGGAGUCCUGCCCAGGAGGAGCCAACAGAUUUCCUGAGCCGUCUUCGAAGAUGUCUUCCCUGUCCCCUGGGGCGAGGAGCAGACCCCCCUGUGUCCCCUCGGCCUUGCUCCUUGCCCCUCCGCCCAUGCUAUGUUUCAGAGCCUGGCCCAGCCACUUCCGAUUUCUAUGCUCUGGUGGCCCAGCGGCUGGAACAACUGGUCCAAGAGCAGCUGAGAUCCCCACCUAGCCCAGAGUUACAGGGUCCCCCCCUCACAGAAAAGGAAGCCCUACUGCGGAAGCUGGUGGCCUUGCUGGAGGAAGAGGCUGAAGUCAUCAACCAGAAGCUGGCCUCGGACCCCGCCCUGCGUGGGAAGCUGGCCCGCCUCUCCGCCAGCUCCUUCGCCCGCCUAGUGGAGCUGUUCUCUAGCCGGGAGGAGAGCCCUCUGCCCAGCCGUCCACGCCCCUCCUUACCCUGCCCAGGGCCUCCACCGCCUUCCCCGGAGCCCCUGGCCCGCCUGGCCCUGGCCAUGGAGCUGAGCCGCCGCGUGGCUGGGCUGGGGGGCACCCUGGCCGGACUCAGCGUGGAGCACGUGCACAGCUUCGGGCCCUGGAUCCAGGCACACGGGGGCUGGUGAGCACCUACUGUACACCAGUAGGUAAUCGGUGCAGACCCUAUGCCUGGCUUAAACCAUUCUGGUGGAUACUGACAGUUAUGAGUGGGAAUCAAGUGAGACCUCUUCCUGGGCCUCUGUUUCCUUAUCAGUCAAGAGGGAAGAGGAGAAGUACCCAUCUCAAAGGGUUAUUGUAAAGAUUAAAAUGGAAUCAUCUCUGUAAGUCCUUGGCAUCCUGUGGUCAUUUGCAUAGUUAUCUUGUGCCUGUCUGCUUCUCUGACACUGCCUGCCAGAAUGCGCUUGCCCAGGUAUCCCCCUGCCUCGGUUCCUCUGCUCCAUUCCGGUGUCACUCCCAGUGAGACCUCCCCUGUCCCCAUAUAAAACCGCAGCCACCUCGUACCCUCCCACCCACUCCUUUUCCCUCUUCAUCGCUUUACUUCCUUCCAUAAUACUCUGCACCUUCUAAUACACAGCUUCUAUCAGAUGGUAGGAUUGACCUGCUUUACUUACUUCUUUUUGGGUUUUUUUGCAUGUUCUCUUGCCCCUGACCUAUCAGUUUCACAAGACCAGGGAGUCUUACCAAGCUCGCUCAUUGCUUUAUUUAUCUGUCAUUUAUUUAUCUGAGGGAGAGAGCACAAGUUAGAGAGUUAGAGAGAGGGAGAGAGAGCACAUGAGAGCACAAACGCAGGGGGAGCAGCAGAGGGAGAGGGAGAAGCAGGCUCCCUACUGAGCAGGGAGCCCAACACAGGGCUCAAUUCCAGGACCCUGGGAUCAUGACCUGAGCUGAAGGCAGACACUUAACCAGCUGAGCCACUCAGGUGCCCCACCCCCUUUUUAAAGAUUUUAUUAGAGAGAGUGUGUGUAUACAAGUGGGGAUGAGGGGACAGAGGGAGAAGCAGACUCCCCACGGAGCAGGGAACCUGUUGCAGGGCUCCAUCCCAGGACUCCAGUACCUGAGCCUAAGGCAUACGCUUAACCACUCUGAGCCACCCAGGCACUCCUUGCUCACUGCUUUAAAUCCAGUGCCAGGCUCAGAGCUUGAUUGGGCUCCAGAGUACUGACAGUGUGACCUUGGCAACAUCCCCAGCUAGCUGAGCACCGGUCUCCCCCAGCCCAACGGGGACUGUUCACUUCCCUGCCUGGUUGCUGUGGGGAUUUGGUGCUCUCAGGUUGUGAGUGUUGCUUCACAGGCUGGCAGGAGCUGGCCAGGUGUGUUUGAGGAGCAGAGUGAAGGCCAGUAGGGCUGAAGCAGGGUAAGCGAAGGGGAGGGGGCGAGAGAUGAGGUCAGGAAGGGCGGCCGGCCAGAUCGCGUGGGACAUUGUGAAAGUGAGAACUUGGACUUUGAACGGGCCUGGAGUCCCUAGACUAGCUCUACUCUCUGCGUCCCCGGCAAAGUGGGCUGACUUAGGUGUUGACUUGCGCGCUCUAGCGGCCGCAUGGGGGAACACUAGCGGGCGAGGCGGAAGUGGGGAGUUGGGAGGAGGUGUCCGCUCUGGUUCAGGGAGGGAGAUAAGGGUGGAUCACACCACGGUGGAGGCGGUGGAGGAGUCCUCCAGUUAAUUUAGAGGUAGAGUUGACAGAUUUCGCUUAUGGAGUGGAUUACGAGUGCUAUUUAUGAGUGCCGAUGAGGGGAAGACAGGAGUCAAGGAUGCUGGCCUGAGCACCUGCAGGGCCGCAUCUGGUGCUCCCUGAGAUAGGAGUGAGGAGCAGGGGGAGCACGUUUGAAGAAGAGUCAGAGAUGAUUGGAAAUGGUCCAGUUAGGGGAGAGAUGCCCUUCAGACCCCAAAGGGAGAUGAGGAGGGGACAGUGGAUAGACGACGUGUCUGGAGCUCUGUGCAGAAGCUUGUUUAUUGGUGAAAUUGUUUUUCUUUUCGACCACGUGCAUUUCCAAGGACUUAAGUGGAAUAAUUCCAUUUAAAUCCCACAACCACCUUAUGGGAUUGGAUAUUAUCCCGAUUUUAUGGAGAUGGAUGAAGGGUCCCCCAUGCAGAGGAUUGGGAUCAAGACUUUGACACAGCACCAGCAGAGCUUUGCAUCCUUAAAACCCCAGGACCCUGUUCCCUUUCUCUGGAUCUCUCUUCCCUGUCUCUCUGUCUACCUGCCACUGGUGCUCUGCCCUCCACCCUGGAGCUUUGUCUUUCCUCCCUUUUACCAGGACUCUGGCCCCAUCCACUCGUGGGACUCUGAUUCUUUCUUUGGAUCUUCAUCCUCCCACCCCAUCCCUGUCUGCCUCCCCUGUCUCUGCUCUCACUGGGCUGGUGGAGAUGCCACUGCGAAUGGAGGAUAGGCUCUUACUGUGAGCGCUCACAAGCUCUUCCACUUUUC